This is a messenger RNA of Plasmopara halstedii, 645 nucleotides long. Its product is annotated as Phosphatidylinositol synthase (PIS). NCBI's taxonomy places the organism in Eukaryota, Oomycota, Peronosporomycetes, Peronosporales, Peronosporaceae. Gene Ontology annotation, biological process: phosphatidylinositol biosynthetic process. Bases 1 to 645 code for a protein of 214 amino acids. Gene Ontology annotation, cellular component: membrane; Golgi apparatus. The transcript has 3 exons. Gene Ontology annotation, molecular function: CDP-diacylglycerol-inositol 3-phosphatidyltransferase activity. The record is from RefSeq and is a predicted model, not a curated record.
AUGACUGAGCGCACCGUAAUGGGCGUAUUUUUUUACGUGCCGAAUCUUAUCGGAUAUAUGCGCGUGCUACUAACGCUCUACAGUUUAGCAGUCGCAUUCACAAACUACAAGGUUAGCGUUCUGUGCUAUGCGCUGAGUUUCACUUGCGACUAUUUUGACGGCUUCUUCGCGCGCCUUUGCAAUCAAUCCUCGACGUAUGGUGCCGUGCUGGACAUGGUUACGGACCGCUGCUCAACCGCAGGAUUGCUUUUGGUGUUAUCCCACUUGUACCCUCAGUACUGGAUAAUCUUUCUGUACCUACUGAUCUUAGACUUCUCCAGCCACUGGUACCACAUGUACUCAAGUCGCGGCCAUCACAAAGUGGUCUCAGCUGAGCGCAACUUUGUCUUACGUUUCUACUACGGAUUCUAUCCCUUUUUUGGCUUUUGCUGCGUUGGUGCUGAGCUCUUUUACAUUCUACUUUACGUGUUGCACUUCAAUCCUACCGUGUUGAUCCCGAUAGUCAACGUACCAGUCAUGAAGCUGUGUUUCUACGUUUGUCUACCCGCUUGUAUAUGCAAGAACAUUGUCAAUUUGGCGCAAUUAUGCAGUGCCGCAAGCUCGAUUGCAACCGAUGACGUGAAGCUCGCCAACAAGACCAAGUAA